Molecule: messenger RNA, 2058 nt
Organism: Lactuca virosa
Lineage: Eukaryota; Viridiplantae; Streptophyta; Magnoliopsida; Asterales; Asteraceae
Source: the annotation of a GenBank genome assembly
AUGGCUCUAACAGCCACCAAGAGCAGUGCAUCUAAAAGUGCGUCCAAGAGAAGGUACUACAGCUCAUCUGACAGUGAUGAUGACUACUCUUCCGUGGUUGAUGAGGGAGCCUCUGGCACUCUUGACCUUCAUCAUACACCACUUGUAUCCAAAUAUGAUGAUCGAAUCAGACCCUUGCUUAACUGCGUUGAUAACCUCCGUCAUCUUAAGGUGAUGCAAGAAGGGAUCCAACUCCCGACCAUCGUUGUUGUUGGUGACCAGUCGUCUGGGAAAUCCAGUGUGCUUGAGUCACUUGCUCGAAUCAGCCUCCCUCGUGCACAAGGCAUUUGCACCAGAGUACCAUUGAUCAUGAGGCUACAGCAUCAUGCAGACCCUCGCCCUCAGCUCCAUUUGGAGUACAACAAUAAAAGUGUUGUUACUGAUGAAACUCGCAUCGAAGAGGAUAUUAUUGCAGCGACGGAUGAGAUUGCUGGAAAUGGGAAAGGCAUAUCACAUACUCUGCUCACACUGAUCGUGAAAAAGAGAGGUGUCCCUGAUCUUACCAUGGUUGAUUUGCCCGGAAUAACCAGAGUUCCUGUUCACGGUCAACCCGAAGACAUCUACGAGCAGAUAUCUGCAAUCAUCACCGAGUACAUAACUCCGGAGGAGAGCAUCAUUUUGAAUGUGCUCUCUGCCUCCGUUGACUUUUCAACUUGUGAAUCCAUAAGAAUGUCUCAACGAGUGGACAUAACCGGACAAAGGACGCUUGCUGUUGUUACCAAAGCAGAUAAAAACCCCGAAGGUCUUUUAGAAAAGGUUACAUCGAAUGAUGUAAACGUUGGCCUCGGGUAUAUCUGUGUCAGGAAUAGAGUGGGUAAGGAGAGUUAUGAGGAAGCUAGGAUCAAGGAAGCGAAGCUGUUUGAGACACAUCCUCUACUGUCGUUGGUUGAUAAGUCCAUGGUCGGGGUCCCUGUUUUGGCUGAAAAGUUGGUCGAGAUUCAAUCGACAAUCAUAUCAAAGUGCCUCCCGGAUAUCGUCACAAAGAUCAACGAGAAACUUACUGGGUAUGUCGAUCAAUUGAACAAGUUACCUCGGAAGAUGACCUCUGUUGCAGAAGCCAUGACGGCGUUCAUGAGAAUCAUCGGUUCUGUUAAAGAAUCGUUGAGAAAGAUCCUGAUUAGAGGCGAGUUUGAGGAGUACCCGGAUGUUAAAUCCAUGCAUGGAACUGCUCGUCUAUCAGAAAUGUUGAAUGAGUACUUUUUCAAACUUCAAGCCACUGCUGACAAUGAAGGAAAUGGGUUUUUCUUGAUGGAAGAAAUCAGAGUUCUGGAAGAAGCCAAAGGGAUUGGACUACCCAACUUCCUUCCUCGAGCAGCUUUUCUCACCAUACUCAACAGAAGGGUAAAUGGAAUUUCUCGUAUGCCUGUUGAAUUCGUUGGGAACUUGUGGCAUUAUAUUGAAGAUGUUUUGAUCAGUGUCUUGUUGCGUCAUUCCGAGAAUUACCCUCCACUACAAUCUUCAAUGAGAAGAUCUGCACACAAUUUGAUGGCAAAGAUUAAGGUGGCUUCUGUUAACAGAGUGACGGAGAUGGUGGAGAUGGAGAAGAUGACAGAUUAUACUUGUAAUCCAGAGUAUACACUAAUUUGGCAGAAGCUGAUGGCUCAUGAACAAACUUUCAUGGAGGCCAUCAUUGAUCAUUCAAAGUCAGGGAAGAUUAACAUCGAGUGGUUGAACUAUGAGGUGGAGCAUCUGAGAAAGUAUGGUGUUGAUGUGGUGAAACAAGCAUUUGAUAUGAAGAUGAGAAUGAUUGCUUAUUGGAAGAUCGUGUUGAGAAGAAUGGUGGAUUGUAUGGCUCUUCAUAUGCUUUUUAGCAUUCAGAAUCUAGUUAACAGGGACAUGGAGGUGGAGAUACUGGAGGAGUUAAUGGCACCAUAUGGUGGUGGUAUUGAGCGGAUGUUGGAGGAGGCACCAAUGGUGGCAGGAAAACGGGAUAAGUUGAACAGAAGUAUAAAGUUGCUGAGGGACUCUAAAGAAGUUGUGGCAAACGUGAUUGAUCAAAUCGCUGCAUAUGGUGAUUAG